Molecule: messenger RNA, 1068 nt
Organism: Lindgomyces ingoldianus
Lineage: Eukaryota; Fungi; Ascomycota; Dothideomycetes; Pleosporales; Lindgomycetaceae
Exons: 1
Coding region: 186-965 (259 amino acids)
Source: RefSeq, a predicted model, not a curated record
CGAAGUCAACUGCCCUCGCCGAAGAAAAAAACGAAUCUUGACCAAUUUCCGCAUAUCUGAAUUGCUAGCCAAUUCACGUCUCUCUCUGUAAACAGACAUUUAAACGUCAAUACCAGCACAUUCUUUAGCCCCUCCAAAACCCCAUUGCUACCGCGGCAACCUCAAAUACUCGCGAAAACGAUACAAUGAAGACCUCUAACAUCCUCGCAUCUCUCACUUUCGGCGUUCUCGCUGCCGCUUUCCCCUUGGACAAGCGCGACUUGGUCACCAAGACCGAGGUUGUCGUUGAGACCGUGGUCGUCUACACCACCGUCUGGGACAGUGAGGCUCCGUCAACUGUUGCCGCCAAGGCUACCUCGGACCCUGGUCUCUUCUUCGAGAAGCAUACUAGCUCUAUUGCCAAACCAACCUCCGUAUAUACUCCUUCCGCUGCCGAACCCUCGAGCGUAUACACUCCCCCGGCCCCCACCUUUUCUCCUGCUCCAUCUUCAGUCUACACUCCCCCGGCUCCAAGCUCCGAUGUUGCAGCACCUUCUUCAGUCUACACUCCUCCAGCGCCAGUUUCCAGCGCCGCUCCUGCUGAGACCAAGGCUCCAAGCGGUGGCAAUGGCGGAGCAGGCUCUCACCAUGGAGAUAUCACCAUUUAUGACAACACUGGUGCUGCCGGUGCCUGCGGCAAACCCCUGACGGAUGACUCUAAGAUUGUUGCUCUUGCCAAGAAAACAUGGGGCGACUCCACCUACGAUCCUCAGACUGGUGCAUCUACCAACCCCUGGUGCGGCAAGCAGAUCACCAUCAGCUACAAACAUCCAUCUGGAGAAGUCUCGACCACUGAUGCCACCAUCAUGGACUUGUGCCCUGGCUGUGCUGGACAAUACGAUAUUGAUCUGUCCCACGCCACCUGGCAUGCCCUCGGCCUCACUGAGAUCACCCGUCUCCAGGCCGACUGGUGGGUCUCCGGCUAAGCGCCCUAACCUCUCGAUCGCCUUCGUAAAAGACCCCUUUCCAGCUUUUUGCGCAGCACAUAUACCCAAAGAUUUUUAUCUCUCGCUAGCGCAGGCAGGUCAG